UUCUCAUUUGCACACUUUAAAAAGAAAGAAAGAAAGAAAAAGAAGAAGCAGGGACAGCAGCAGCAGAAGAAGAAAGAAAGAAAGAAAGAAAGAAAAGCUGGCGUGACGAUGAUCUUUUAGUAUUACUAUUAGGGGGAUACAUAAUAAUCGUUCAUCCGUAUUCUAGAACAGAGAAAAACAGAAAUGGGCGUGGUUUCUGUGGACGACUUGCAAAUAUCGCCGUCCGGCGAUUUGCAUCCCGGAAAAGAGCAACAAGCAGCCGGAGUUGGAAUACUCCUUCAGAUCAUGAUGCUUGUUCUCUCCUUCGUCCUUGGCCACGUUCUUCGUCGCCAUAAAUUUUAUUAUCUACCUGAAGCCAGCGCUUCUCUUCUUAUCGGUCUAAUUGUAGGUGGACUCGCUAACAUCUCAAAUACUGAAAAUAACAUCAGGACAUGGUUUAAUUUCCAUGAGGAGUUUUUCUUCUUGUUUCUGCUACCUCCUAUUAUAUUUGAGUCAGGGUUCAGUUUAUCACCUAAACCAUUCUUUUCCAACUUUGGAGCCAUUGUUACCUUUGCUAUCUUUGGAACCUUUAUAGCUUCCGUUGUUACAGGUGUUCUGGUUUACCUUGGCGGUGUCAUGUACCUGAUGUACAGACUUCCAUUUGUUGAAUGUCUUAUGUUUGGUGCUCUAAUAUCAGCAACAGAUCCCGUGACUGUUUUAUCCAUAUUCCAGGAACUUGGCACAGAUAUGAACCUUUAUGCUUUGGUGUUUGGAGAAUCUGUCUUGAAUGAUGCGAUGGCAAUUUCCUUGUAUAGGACAAUGUCCUUAGUAAAAAGCCAUGCACCAUCUGGAUCAAAUUUCUUCAUGUUGAUUGUGAGAUUUCUUGAGACAUUUGUUGGCUCUAUGUCAGCUGGUGUGGGAGUUGGUUUUACUUCUGCAUUGCUUUUCAAGUAUGCUGGUUUGGAUAUUGACAACCUUCAGAAUUUGGAGUGUUGCCUUUUCGUUCUAUUUCCAUAUUUUUCGUACAUGCUUGCUGAAGGUCUUAGCCUCUCUGGUAUUGUGUCGAUCUUGUUCACAGGAAUGGUCAUGAAACACUAUACCUACUCAAAUUUGUCAGAAAAAUCUCAGCGAUUUGUUUCUGCGUUUUUUCAUCUAAUAUCGUCGCUAGCUGAAACAUUUGUAUUUAUAUACAUGGGGUUUGAUAUUGCAAUGGAACAACAUAGCUGGUCUCACGUUGGAUUUAUCUUUUUCUCAAUUAUAUUUAUUGGAGUUGCAAGGGCAGCAAAUAUCUUUUCUUGUGCAUAUUUGGUCAAUUUGGUUCGACCUGCUCAUCGUAAAAUACCUUUAAAUCACCAGAAAGCACUUUGGUACAGCGGACUUCGAGGGGCUAUGGCCUUUGCCCUUGCUUUGCAAUCAAUUCAUGAUCUUCCAGAAGGACAUGGCCAGACUAUAUUCACUGCAACCACUGCUAUAGUUGUGUUGACGGUGCUGUUAAUUGGAGGUUCAACUGGUACCAUGUUGGAAGCCUUGCAAGUCAUUGGAGAUGGACAUGAAUUUGCUGGGCCCGUGGGUGAAAGUUUUGAGGGGAAUAAUGGUUACAUUGCUCCCUCUUAUGAUGAGGAUUCAGCAUCAGGGAACAGGUUGAGGAUGAAGCUUAAAGAGUUCCACAGGAGUGCGGCAUCAUUCACAGCAUUAGAUAGGAAUUACCUCACCCCUUUCUUCACAAGUCAAAAUGGAGAUGAAGAAGAAGAUUUCGAUGACCCUAUGCCAAGCUCUGGAAGAGGGGAUUUCCGCCCUAUCUAGAUCGACUGUUUGGGUACUUCGACUGAUGACCCUAUGCCAAGCUCAAGAAGAGGGUAUGUCCGCCCUAUCUAACAUCCACUGACAGUUGAAGACAUACAGCAUUGUCAUAUUGAAAGAAAUUUGUAGAUAAUUUACAGGUGAAACUGCAUCUUUGCACAUAUUAUGGCCACUCAAAUUGCGUUCCUGCCUGCUGAGAGAUAGUGUUAUACAUUAUUAGAUGUUAUACCGACCAGAAAUUUCUUAGCAUUCGUACAUAUAACAAUUAUCAGUGCAUCCAUUCGCUAAUUUCACAAUUAGACUGUUUAUUUUACACCCAAUGCGUUUCAUUCCUUCCCACGUAGCUAGUUAGGAACUUAAUGCUAUUGAAGUUGAAGUUUAUGAUUCUGAGAUUUCGUAGAGUUUUAUUUUUACACGUUUUGAUGCCAAUAAUUACAAUGCUAGAAGACCCAGUUUAUGGACUUUUAUCGACA
Jatropha curcas is the source of this 2252-nucleotide messenger RNA. RefSeq names its product sodium/hydrogen exchanger 6. Gene Ontology annotation, cellular component: endosome; plasma membrane. Gene Ontology annotation, biological process: regulation of intracellular pH; proton transmembrane transport; sodium ion import across plasma membrane. NCBI's taxonomy places the organism in Eukaryota, Viridiplantae, Streptophyta, Magnoliopsida, Malpighiales, Euphorbiaceae. The record is from RefSeq and is a predicted model, not a curated record. Gene Ontology annotation, molecular function: sodium:proton antiporter activity; potassium:proton antiporter activity.